Molecule: messenger RNA, 1635 nt
Organism: Fusarium pseudograminearum CS3096
Lineage: Eukaryota; Fungi; Ascomycota; Sordariomycetes; Hypocreales; Nectriaceae
Exons: 3
Coding region: 1-1635 (544 amino acids)
Biological process (GO): proteolysis
Molecular function (GO): zinc ion binding; metallocarboxypeptidase activity
Source: RefSeq, a predicted model, not a curated record
AUGGCUCCUAAUAUGGUACAGCGUCUUUACGCACUCACGGCUCUUGUGUCUACUGCCGCAGCCCAGUCCGGCAGAAUUCAGACUGGACUUCAGUAUGGAGAGAACUGGGCACCUACGAUCAAGGACUCGGAGCUGGUGUCUGCAAACUUUCCUGAUGUCAACAUCACUCUUCGGUCUCCGGCAUUCUUGAACCCCGAAAAAGUACCAGCUCGGUUCGCCGAAGGCACGGAAGGGCCGACUGACUUGAAUGAGCUGGACUACUUCAUCCGCAAUCUCGCAAAGAAGCAUGACUGGAUGACCUACGAGUCAGCAGCCUUCCAGUCCGAAGAAGGCCGCGCCAUUCCUUAUGUUUUCCUCUCUCUUCCCAACACCAACUCAAGCAGCAACAAGCUCAGAGUCUAUCUUCAGGCCGCGAUCCACGGCAACGAGCCAGCUGCUGAUGAGUCUGUUCUCGCAUUUUUGGGUAAGAUGGAUGCCGAACCAGAGUGGGCUGCAUCGAUAUUGGAGAAGAUGGACAUCAAGAUACUUCCUCGGUAUAAUGUUGAUGGUGUUGCUUACUUCCAGAGACAACUUGCUUCAAACUUGGAUCCAAACAGAGAGCACCUCAAACUGAUGCGAGGUCAAUCAAGGGAAAUCAAGAAGCUUGUUGGGGAGUGGAAUCCCCACAUGGCACUCGAUAUGCAUGAGUUUACUGUCCCUACCAUCUAUGGAGGAAAUUACCAACAUGGCUCAGACGCUCUCUUGUCUGGAGGAAUCAACCCAAACAUUCACCCUGCCAUUCGUGAACAGCUUCUCGACUUCUUCAUCCCAGCUGUAGGUGAGGAGCUCGAAAGCCACGGUCUUCGAUGGGAACCCUACGUCACUGGCGCUUCCAACAGAACUAAAGGAUCAAGGAUCGCUUUCACGGAAGCUGUCACCGAAGCGCGCACUGGCCGUAACGCUGUUGGUUUGACUCAGACCAUCUCCUUCCUGCUUGAGAUGCGUGGUAUCCGUAUCGCCAAUCAGCAUUUCCAGCGUCGCGUUGCCACCGCUCUCAUAAAGAUUCAGACUAUCCUUGAACUUGCGAGAGACAACGCUGACAAGGUGAAGUCCAUUGUUGAAAAUGCUCGCGAGGAGUUCAUCAACAGCGAUGAAGACAUUGUCAUCACCGACUCCUAUGUCCCCGAAAAAAGGACUUUUACAAUGAUCGAUCAGCGAAAUGGCAGCGUUGUUCAAGUCCCCAUCGAUUUCAAAAGAACCACCCCUUCUGUCGCCAAUCUUACCCGGGCGAGACCUGAAGCUUACAUCAUCCCAAGAACGUGGGUCGAUGUUGCUGAGAGACUCGAGAUCCUCGGCCUCAAGGUUGAGAAGCUUGACUACGAGUUCCGUCAAACUCUAGAAACACUUGUUAUCGAGUCCUCGGUCGUUAAGCCGAAGUUGUAUGAGGGCACCUACUUGAAUACUGUUACUACCAACACAACAACAAGAGAGGUUGUCCUACCUGUGGGAAGUUUCUAUGUUAGCACCAGGCAGCAGAACGCAGCUUUGGCGUUUAUUGCACUUGAGCCUGAGAAUAUUGACAGUUAUGUCAAGUUCAACAUUAUUCCCGUUCAGGCAGGUAUGGAAUAUCCUAUUUUCAGAAUACCGAGGAAAUAG